GCAUCUGUAUUGAUCUUAAUGCGCAAGGCUGAACUAUGGAGAUGUUUAAUUGGGUUAAAGCAUAUUGGCCCGGCACCCUCGGAAGUUUUGGUUGAUACCGAUGUAUUCUUCCGGUUUACUGAUUACAACACAAGUUUGGACUAUUUCACAGAUUCAGUGCGAUUGAUGUCUGACAGUAAUCAUGAUAAUUGGACCUUCUGAAGCUCCUUACAGGAUUAAGCUAAGCUCACUAUUUUUUUUAGAAGUUGCGUAGUAAUUUCUCCAUUAAGAGUUUUUAAACUUAGGAAAUUUCUGUGUGAUAAUCACACUAAACCGUGUUUUAUUUAUCAAAAUCAAAUUAAAGUGUGUGUUUCGACUAAUUAAAAUAAGGUACUUCAGUCUGUUAAGGUUAAGAAGUUUCGAGGAAUUGGGACGUGGAGUUAGUGCAUGUCAAGAUGUUUAGGAUAAGAACACAACGAGAGGAUGGUCAGGGCCGAUAUCCAUAAAACAUCUUCAGUCAUUUCCUAGUUUACAUAGUUUCCUAAAAUUUUCAUUUAAUUAAUAGUACUUAUGUCAAAUGAACAAUGAGAUACUUAAAAUGACUUAAGUUAGGAAAUAACUCAAGAUGUUUUAUGAAUAUCGGCCCUGUUCUUCAUAUACAAACAAUGGAUUUAUUGGACACAGGCUGGGCUGAUUGUUGGCCGAACUGAAAGUAAUUAAUAACGCGAUGAACGACAUCUUUGUUAAUACGGUAUAACGUUUAAACGUGAACUAUACGAUGGUGUGCUCAUAAAAAAAUAAAACUUUAAAUAUAAACAAGUACAGCUGAAACAACUUUACUUGUGAUUUUCUCUAUAUAUCGAGACUACCAGAGCAGUAACGAGUUGAAAGUUUACAACGUAUGACCUGGGACCAAUAAAUCCUGCUCCCAGAUAUUAGGCUAAAAGAGUGGGCUAAACCCCCUAGAGAAGGAGGGAGGAGCUGCACCAUAUGAGAGCAAGAUGGAGCUGUGUUUUGACUCCCUGGACUGUGCGCCGUGUCCGCCAGUCUUCAUCGAGGGCGCGUACGAAAUCCUGGUCGCCACCGCCACUGCCGCCAACUUCACAGCCUACGAGGUUGACGUCAUCCGUGCUAAGUGUGACAUCGAUAUUCCAACAACAACGACGACGACGAUGCCAACAACAACAACAACUGAAACUUCCACAGUUCCACCAACAACGGCGACUUCAACAGAGUCUACAUCAGAAUAUACGUCACCAACUCUUACCACUACUAGCAGCACCGAAUGGCCGUUCACCUCUUACAACAGUACGGAUGCCGAUGUAGAUAACACCACAUACAUUUCCACCACAGUAUUUCAAGGAACACCCUCCUCAAACACACACAUUCCGACAACAUUGUUCUCAAUGUACGUCACGCCUAUAAACGGGACGUCGGAUAACGCGACGUCAGGGAACGUCAGUACGGACGAAGCUGCAGGUGGUGUGCAGACCCAAGGGCGUUUUGAGCUUUGUAAUGAUGUGUGUGUGAUGGGGGUGGUGACGGGAGCGCUUUGUUUGGCUGUCAUCAUGUGUGCCGUACUCGCUAUCGCUCUGAAGCGAGGCGUGGUUACCCGGAAGCGGAGUCGUGAACGAGGCAGGAGUCGUCGGCGCUUUCCCGACGUGCAAAACACGAAGUUGUAUGAUAGUGUGGACGUUGACGAAUCGAUGUCCAGCAAGCGAAGCAGUGGUUCUUCCUUUAUUCGGAGAUCCACGGAUUUCUCCCGACUUCCGGUCAUGUUCGACAACCCGGCCUACCGCCGCUCGAUUGAGCUUCGCCCCGUUAGUCCACACUGCAACUGGUACGACCCGGAUGCGGCCAACUACGAGUACUCCAUCACGAACGCUAACCUAGUGACGAGGAAGCCCACUAGCCCCAAAGGGAGGUCACUCUCUACCUCCCGCAUCUUUGACAAAAGACUGAGUGGCAAUCCGAAUGAUCUAAAAUCAUCCAGAGCUUCACUUCGUGAGUAUGUGCCCAAGAUUCUGAAACCUGACAGCAGUGAUAAUGAGAUUUCAAAUUAUAUACCUAAAAGUGCAAAAGUGAACAUUCAGAAUGGGGUUAUUCCGAAUAGCAAACAGCCUCGAUCAAGUAGCCAGCGCUCACUCCCUAGGACGCCAAUGGAGGACCAUCCGGUCAAUUUCAACGCGGACCCUCGGUCCACAUUCAGACAAACAUACAGGUCGAAGUCAUUUGACCCUGACUUUAACUUACAGACAGAACGACCAGAUAUAAACUACUACACACUUAACAAUCGCAGGUCGACAACGAAGCACAUAAAUAGAGACAUAAACCAUGAUAGUCCCGGAGGUAAGGACAAAAACUUGAAAACGAGGUCACAACGAGAUAAAGAGCACUCUGGUUAUGUUCAACAGAUACCCCGGAGUUAUAGUGUAGCGAGAUCUAGCCAGCUUCCGAGCAGCCCGGUCAGUGCGACUCCCCAGGCCUACACUGACCGGGAGAUCGUCAGCUCUAAUCUGCAUCGGGAGCCAUUUGUGGUACUCACACGAGCACCCAACGGAAAUAUUGCACGUGCAUAUACGUCACCUAGAAAACCACCACGUGAUCGCAGUCCGAGUGUGGAGGACAGACGGACAAACCAAUUCGCCAUGUCAUACAGGCCCGCUCACAGAGACGAUGUGUUCAUGUUUCAGACAAAGUUAUGAGACCGCUUGUAAACGUAUAUACAUGUGUAUCAUCAAUCGAAAGAUAGAUCUCAACCUUCAUUAAAGUAAUAAGAACUUAUUACAGCAUCGUAUGUGAUGCAAUUACUCUCAUGGUUUUGGCUGAGCCCCGGCCUGUGUUAUAUUUACAUUAUAUAUUAUUACUUACUUACGUUGUAACUUUUGUUGAAUUUAUAAGCGUUAUAUUUAAAAACAAAUAUUUCAAUUAAUCAUGAUGUUGUUUUUGCAAAAUUAUACCAUUGUGAACUUGG
Messenger RNA from Mya arenaria, 2953 nucleotides. RefSeq lists its product as uncharacterized. The transcript is spliced from 4 exons. NCBI's taxonomy places the organism in Eukaryota, Metazoa, Mollusca, Bivalvia, Myida, Myidae. Bases 981 to 2684 code for a protein of 567 amino acids. The record is from RefSeq and is a predicted model, not a curated record.